This is a messenger RNA of Coccinella septempunctata (seven-spotted ladybird), 4691 nucleotides long. Its product is annotated as CD109 antigen-like. Bases 182 to 4609 code for a protein of 1475 amino acids. The transcript is spliced from 19 exons. Gene Ontology annotation, molecular function: endopeptidase inhibitor activity. Gene Ontology annotation, cellular component: extracellular region. NCBI's taxonomy places the organism in Eukaryota, Metazoa, Arthropoda, Insecta, Coleoptera, Coccinellidae. The record is from RefSeq and is a predicted model, not a curated record.
CUUGAUUUCCAUUUUCCAGCACCUAUGUCGCAUAAGCUCGUUCAAUCUACCGAUGUAGAUGGAACGGUCGACAUCUGAUUUUUAACUCACUGAUGAAUAUUACAAGAAAUUUCCUAAAAGCUUAGGAAAUAACUUGAGUGAUUAGUUUUUGUGUAUUUCGCGAUUUGAUGUGCUCGAUGUAAUGAAAAUGUUUGGUUCUACUAUUUUAUUUCUUUUCAUCAUAAAAGGUUCCUCUGCAUAUGGGUACUAUCAAGUGAUAGGUUCUAAAAAUAUUAGACCUCUGAGUGAUUAUCACGCAUCUGUUAGUAUAUCAGAAUCCUCUGGACCUGCUCUCAUCAAAGUUAUUAUCGAAGGAAUUUCUUUCAACGGUUCUGUGGUGAAUAUCGAAAGUGAAAAGCUAAUUUCAUCAUAUAGCUCGAAAAUAUUUUCAUUAAAAGUUCCGCUUAUAUCUCCAGGAGCAUACAGACUUCAUGUUCAGGGCCGAAGAGGAAUUGAUUUCAUUUCUUAUUACCCUUUGAAUUUCUUGGAAAAAAGUUAUUCGGUAUUGGUGGAAACAGAUAGAGCUGUGUAUAAUCCAGGAUCGAAAGUUUGUUUCAGAGUGUUGGUAUUAGAUUCAGAACUCAAACCAGUACAUAAAAACAAAACAGGACCAAUCGUCAUACAGGCAGUGGAUGCUGAUGGUAACAAAUUAAGGUUGUGGAAGAAUGUCGAAAUUAAAAAUGGAAUGUUCUCUGACGAAUUCAACCUAUCUCAUUAUCCAGUGUUAGGGAGCUGGAAUAUAACAGUCAAAAUUCAUGACCAAGAAUACUUCAAGACCAUAAGAGUGGCAAAAUAUGAAAUACCCGGUUUCAGAAUAGAUGUCGAUACGAAAAGACAUAUAACUUUUCAAGAUGGUAAAGUUAGAGCAAAAAUUAAGACUUAUUAUCAUCAUGGUAAUGCACUUCAGGGGGAAGCCACAAUUAGCGCAUUUCCAACAAUAUAUUCCCGAGUGAUUCAGCCAAUAUUUCAAAAUCCUAUCAGAAAAGUGUUUUCUAUUGACGGUUCAGUAACUGCAGAUUUUGAAAUAGAAAAAGAUCUCAAAUUGAAUGAUGAGUAUGAAAGGAAUAUUGUCCUUGAUGUUUCAGUGGAGGAAAAAUCAAAUGGACGAAGGGAGAAUAUAAGUGUUAUGGUUUAUAUCCAUAAGUAUCCAUACAAAAUUGAUUUGAUUAAAACUUCAGAUUAUUUCAAACCAGGCCUGACAUACAUUGCUUAUGUGAAAGUUUCCAGGCAUGAUUCUGGACCACUCGAUGUCGACCAACAGAUAAUUAUUAGACAUGGAUUUUCUACAAAGGAUGAAGUUCCCAUUGAGAAUAAGUAUAAACUAAACCGACUUGGAAUUGUCAAAGUGAAAUUUCCAGCUCCUGCGAAUAUUUCCAAUAGCACUGCACUCAGAAUUGAAGCACAAUAUGGAGAUCUGAAAGAGAGGAUAUCACCAGUACUUUCUGCUAUAUCCUAUAGUAAAAAUUUUCUCGAUGCUAUUCUCGAGACUGAUAAACCUCUGGUCAAUCUUGAUGUGGAAGUGUCUAUAACAUGUAGUGAGCCUAUGGAUCAUAUUAAUUAUGUUGUUAUCGGGAGAGGUGAUGUGAUCACUUCGAAAACUUUACGAGUUGAUAAUAAGAAGAAUAUCAUGGUUGUAUUUAAAGCAGUGCACGCUAUGGUGCCCCUUGCUCAUUUUAUAGUCUCUUAUGUAAGGAAAAACGGAGAGAUGAUUGGAGAUACAUUGGAUAUCCCAAUAGGUGGAUUAUCCCAAAACUUCCUGGACAUAAAAUCGAGUACAACAGAGGCCGAACCUGGCUCAGACCUGGAAAUUCAAAUGAAGGCUGAACCUUUUUCUCUUGUGGGAUUAUUAGCCAUUGAUCACGAAAGCAUUAUGCUUGGUAGUGAUAACAUUUUAUCCGAAUAUAUUAUAGCAGAUGAACUUCUUGGAUACGAUAGUGCGAUGAUAUCAGAUUAUUCUAGACCUUCCAAUGAUAAAAGAUUUCGUUUUCCUUGGAAACCAGGUGGUAGCAAUAUUCAUAGUGGUAUAGAGGAUUCUGGAGGAGAUUUGAUUACAAAUGCACAUAUUUCGAGGAAAAAACUAACAGUGAAUGAUAUCUACUUGAGGCCUACAUUGCACGAUACUAGUACUGUGAAACCGGAUAGGGGAUUCGGUUUACCAAUUCACCCUGUUACUAGACCUCCAUUAGCAGGACCAUAUGCAUUUAGCAGAAUACCCACCCCUGUAUGGAAUAUACCGAAAGUAUAUUUACAAAGUGAAGUUUUAGAAACUUGGAUAUUUUCAAAUUUUUCUUUGAGACAUGAUGGGACAUUGACUAUAAGAAGAAGAUUACCGAAUAAAAUCGGAACUUGGAGAAUGCUCGGAUUCUCUCUCGAUGCAGUGAAUGGUCUUGGCUUUAUGACACCAAAAAAUUAUCAAGCUAGAAAGUCUUUCCAUAUCAAAUUGGAUUUACCUUAUUCGCUUCAAAGAGGAGAAGCAAUCAAUUUACCUGUUCACAUUUACAAUAAUAAUGAAAGAGAUAUGGAUAUAGAAGUAACGUUCCAUAAUGUGGAUCAGAACUUUGAGUUCAUUACCGUUUCCAAUGACGUUACUGCUUCCAAAACAACUGAACCAUUCCAAAGAAGACGAGUCUCGAUUAAAAAAUAUCAGAAUGGAUCAGCUUGGUUUUUGAUUUCACCUCUCAAAGUAGGAUCUUUGGAAAUAAAAAUUACUGCGAGUAAUCCAAUCAAUCAAGACGCCGUUCUCAUGUCCUUACUAGUGGAGCCUGGAGGCGAAACUGAAUAUUACAGUAAAUCGGAGCUUGUAGACUUGAGAAGAGAACGAUAUAUGAAAAAGCAGAUUAAUUUUACUCUGCCAAAAAAUAUAAUUCCAGAUUCUGAAAAAAUUGAAGUAGCAGUAGUAGGAAACAUUUUAGGGCCUAUUCUGAGAAAUCUAGAUAAUGUCAUCAGAAAACCUACUGGUUGUGGCGAGCAGAAUUUGUUGCAUAUCAUGACGAAUUUGAUUGUACUAAAAUAUUUCGAAAGUGCUAAACUAGAUAUGCCCAAUAUAUACUCAAGAGCUGUAAAUAAUUUGGAAGAUGGUUAUCAGACCCAAAUGUCUUUUAAGAGGAAGAAUGGAGGGUUUAGUGAAUUUGGAGAAAGGGAUGAUGAAGGAAGUGUGUGGAUAACUGCUUAUACGUUGCUUGCAAUCAGACAAGCAUCUGAAUUCAUAUAUAUUGACGAAAAUAUUUUACAAGAAGGCUACGAGUGGUUAAUGGAGAAACAAAAUUCUAACGGAAGUUUCUAUGAAACUGGUAACAUAAUACAUUCUGAUAUGCAAAAUAGAAAAGGAAAUAGUCUGCCGCUGACAUCUUUCGUCCUUAUAUCGUUUCUUGAGAAUCAGAGAUUCACUUCUAAAUACAAGAACUUAAUAAAUAAAGGCUUAGAUUACAUAGCACGAAAUAUAGAAGAAAAUGAAGAAACUUAUUCCCUGGCCUUAUGUAGUUAUGCUUUACAAUUAUCCAAACAUCCUUCGAAACAGAGUGCAUUUAAUCUAUUGGACAAUAGAGCUAACUAUACCGAUUCGAUGAAAUGGUGGUCUAAGCCAAUUAGUGAUAAGGACAACCCAUGGAAGAGUUUUCCAAGAUCACUCGAUAUAGAAAUGACAUCAUAUGCUUUGCUAUCUUUUCUUGAAAAAAAUCUUUUAGAAGACGCUUUUCCUAUACUGAAUUGGCUGUUGAAGCAACAGAAUGACCUUGCAGGAUUUACAUCAACACAGGAUACUAUGGUUGGACUCCAGGCUUUGCUUCAAAUAUUGAUGAAAUUAUCAGUGUCUACUAAUUUGCAAAUUGAAUUCAAAUAUUCACAGAACGAUAGUGGCAAAUUCCAAAUAAGCGAGAAUGAAGCAACAAUUGAACAGCGAUUCGAAAUUAGCAAAACUUCAAGGGAAGUCAAUUUCACAGCGCAUGGAGAAGGACUAGCCAUAUUUAAAGUUUAUUAUCAAUAUAAUAAAGUCGUUUCUGGCCCUUGGCCUAUGUUUAUUUUGGAUCCACAAGUUGAUAAGAGUUCAAAUCUUAAUCAUUUACAGCUUUCAAUCUGUGCUAGAUUCAUCAAAGGGACAGAAAACACGAAUGAUGCGACAAGCAAUAUGGCUGUAAUGGAGGUAAAUUUACCGUCUGGUUAUAUUGUCGAUGUUCAUUCUCUACCCAGCCUGGAAUUCAGUCAGAAUGUACAAAGAGUCGAAUCAAAAAAUAAGUUUACCAAAGUUAUUCUAUACUUCAACAACGUAUCUAGCAUUUUCGAGUACUGUCCAACAAUUUCUGCAUUCAGAAUUCACAAAGUAGCCAAUCAUAGGCCUGUACCAGUGGUGCUGUAUGACUAUUAUGAUACUUCGAGACGAGCAAGAAUAUUUUACAGACCUCCUGACACUUCUGUUUGCGAUAUUUGCACAGACAUUGACUGUGAAUCUGCAUGCGUUAUUUCGCCAAAACCUCAAAUACGUGAAGGAUGGAGUAGUCAAAAAGAUGGGUCAAUUCUUUGGAGAUCCACUCUUAUUUCAGUGUGUCUUCCUCUUCUUAUUGUAUUUCAAAACUAGCAGUUAGUUAUUCAAUUGGUUGAACAAAUCUGUAAAUUCUUAAAAUGAAAUAGGUGGAUUAUAUUUCACAGUACAAGAACUA